Onthophagus taurus is the source of this 3105-nucleotide messenger RNA. It is a transcript of the gene Cnot4, whose product is annotated as CCR4-NOT transcription complex subunit 4. Gene Ontology annotation, biological process: protein ubiquitination. Gene Ontology annotation, molecular function: ubiquitin-protein transferase activity; RNA binding; metal ion binding. The record is from RefSeq and is a predicted model, not a curated record. Gene Ontology annotation, cellular component: CCR4-NOT complex. Lineage: Eukaryota; Metazoa; Arthropoda; Insecta; Coleoptera; Scarabaeidae.
UUUAAACAAAUUAAGCCGUAUUAAAAGUGACGGGAGGUGAAUUUCGUUUCGGCGAAGCCCCCAAUUCCGCGGUGGUUUUUAGGUCGAAUGUUCCGAUUUCGAACGGUGUGAACGUGGCGCUGUGAUCAUUUGAGCGAGUGCGCACCUCUAUUGCGCACGUAUUAUCAGUCGCCAUAUUGAAAUCUACCUAUCAGAAAAUUUUGUGAAUUAAUCUAAAUAAUUAUUUUCGAAGCGAUUGUAACUGGAAAAGAAUUUAUUAAAACGUUAUAAAACAACCACCGAGGAGAUGUCUGUAUUGAAUCAAAGUGGUGAAGAACAGGUUGAGUGCCCGUUGUGCAUGGAACCUUUGGAGGUGGACGAUCUCAACUUCUAUCCGUGCACUUGUGGGUACCAGAUUUGCAGGUUUUGUUGGCAUAGAAUUCGCACCGAUGAGAAUGGGUUGUGCCCCGCUUGUCGGAAGGCUUAUUCGGAAAAUCCGGCCGAUUUUACUCCUUUAUCUAAAGAGCAGGUCGCUCAGUUAAAAGCCGAAAAGAGGCAAAGGGAUCAACAACGGAAAGCUAAACAAACUGAAAGUAGAAAGCAUCUUGCUAGUGUAAGGGUUGUUCAGCGCAAUUUGGUGUUUGUGGUUGGAUUACCGAUGCGGCUAGCCGACCCGGAGAUUCUUAAACGGCACGAGUACUUUGGGAAGUUUGGGAAAAUACACAAAGUGGUGAUAAAUCAGUCGACGGCGUACGCAGGCUCUCAGGGACCCAGCGCCAGCGCGUACGUGACGUAUAUGAAGAACGACGAUGCGUUAAGAGCCAUACAAAGUGUUAAUAACAUCCCGUUGGACGGGCGGCACAUUAAAUCGAGUCUCGGCACGACAAAAUAUUGCUCGCACUUUAUGAAAAAUCAACCGUGUCCGAAACCCGAUUGUAUGUACCUUCAUGAUUUCGGCGAUCCUGAAGCGAGUUUUACAAAAGAGCAAAUGCACGCGGGAAAACAUCAAGAAUAUGAAAAAAAAUUACACGAGGCGUUAUUAAAUCGUACAACUCAAUCAAAAAUAGAAGUGAAUGAGAAAAGGGGUGAAAAAGUUUCAAAUGGGAAAGAAUCGAGUCCUAAUAGCGCCCCAACGAAUCAAACGAACGGCACAUCAAUAACGAAUAGCUCUAAUAAUGGAACAACGGUGAAUGUUAAUGUGAAUAUAAAUGUAAACACGAGUAGUGUGGGUGGGCAGACCUCGUUAACCGUGGCGGGGGGGCCUCAUAAUGGUGUAAAAGAGGGUUGGCCCCAAUUAAUAAAUAACGAUAAUAACAAAAAGGAAGAAAAAAGGGAAUUAAAAGUCGAUAAUAAUCUAAAGAAAAUCAUUAAUAACGGAAAUAGUAAUAAUCGGAACAAUAACAACAAUAAAAUUAAUAACAAAAAGGAAAAAAAGCAACCCCCAAGUCCCACGAUUCCCCGCCAAUCCGAUUUAAACGAUUCAGAAGCGCCCUCUUCGGAGUUACAACAAAAAAGUUCAGAGCAGGACCUUUCAACGUUAUCUAAAGUUGUAGUUCAAUUAUUAGAUGAUAAUUCGAGUUUUUUUUCGCAUCAAAAUUCGUAUCAAAAGUUGUUGAUCCCACCGACGGAGAGGGCCCCCAGCGAGGACGACUCGGAAACAUCCUCAUCGACGACCCCCCUCUUUCCAUCACAAAUUUUAAACGAUUCGUUUCCGGAUAUUAGCACCGCCGAAGAUUGGGAGGCGGCGUUUGGAUUUUCAAAGCAUUCGAAUCACCUCGAGGAAUUGGCCCGGCAAAAAUGUUGCUCCACGACGACCACCACCCCAUCAACGUACAAUUAUUACCAAGAUAACUUUGUCGAUUCGAAAUUCUUUAACGAUUUCGUUAAAACGACAUCGAAAGAACAUUUAAAUGGGUUUUAUCAGAAUCAAAAUCAUAACGGGGUUAUUAACGGGUAUGGGAAUUCGUCGUUAAUCGAUUCCCAUGUUCGGUUGGUCCAACAACAACAACAGCAGCAUCAACAGCGUCAUCGUCACCUUGAAGAUCAGCUUUUAUUGCUUAAUUUGAAACAAGGGCCCCAAUUUAUGCAACAACACGGUGCGGGAGGGAAUCAUUAUUUAAACGGGGAGCAAAGGUUUUCGUAUCAAAAUCAAUUUGGGAGUAAUCGGACGGCGGUGGCUCCACCUAGCGUUAAUAAACAACAACGAUCGGAAGAUGAUUUAGAUUUUGACCCGUUUCAAGAGACCCAAAAGGGAUUGGCUGAGUUAAUAGAGAACGAUCAAAGUUUAAAAUUACAUUUAGCGAAUAGUAAUGGACAAACGAGUCAAAUGAAUGGGUUGUUACAUAGUCAAGGGGGUAAUGGGAUGUUGCCGCCGCCCCCACCGGGGUUUGUACAGCCCCACAUGAACUCCUUCGGUAGCAAAAUUUUACCUUAUUUAAAUAUGAACAGUCAACAAUUAAAUUCGACACAAAAUAAUUGGCCCAGUAGCUAUAAUAAUGUAUUACAUCAACCUCAACAGCAACAACAACAACAACAUAAAGGAAUGGGAGCAUGUAAUGAUUGGAAGGUGCUAGAUCCCGCGAUAGUAUCAUCAUCAAGCCGUUAUUUCUCUUUAUCGUCGGUCCCACAGCCGUUACGCGACCACUACGGAAUGACACAACAACAACAAAACGGUCCAUCCCGCCAAUUCGAGUUUGGAGGUGGCCAACAAAGUGGUUACCACCCAAACGGGGGUCUCAUCGGACAAAUGCAACAACAACAACAGCCAUCGCAAGGAUACAAUUUCGCACAGCAAAACUUGCAUUGGUUAGGGGCCGAGCUCGGAUCGCAAAUUUCGACGCCCCCCGGGUUUCGCAGCCAGGGUCAAGCGACAAAACAACAACAGGAGUGCUAAAGAAGAGAGAGGGGGCCGGUUCCUUUCCCUUUCCUGAUUCUUUGCUUCUUCUUCUUCGAAAGUGAAUUAAUAAACGAGAAAAAAAUAAAAAGAAGAACAUCCCCUACAUCUUCAUACUAUUAUUAUUAUUAUUAUGAUUUUUGUUUAAUAAACGAGUAAUACGAAAUCCGUGAAAAAUGAUAUAUUACACCAAAAAAAAAAUAAAAUUGAUUAUUGCGAAUUGAAAGGUUAAA